GUGGGCAGGCCGGCCGGGAAGGUGGGUGCCACACCUGUGUAGGGCGGAGCGGGGAGCAGCGCACGCGCGCAGCCCGGCAGCCGGCAGGGGCGGGAGGCGCCCAGGACCUUGCGCAUUGGCCGCCGGCGGCUGGGCUCGCUCGCUACCCGUGGCGUAAUUUCCCAGGCUUUCUGCGUCUCCAUUUCUCCGCCUCAGUUUGGGGCGGCUGGAAAGCACGGCUUCGGAGAUGGAGUCGUCCUUCGAGUCCAGCUUUUCGUCCAGCCUUGCGGUGUCAGCGGCCUCCGGAUGUCUGCCCCCGGCCCGCUCGCGCAUCUUCAAGAUAAUCGUGAUCGGGGACUCUAAUGUAGGCAAGACGUGCCUGACCUACCGCUUCUGUGCUGGCCGCUUCCCCGACCGCACCGAAGCCACUAUCGGGGUGGAUUUCAGAGAACGAGCGGUGGAAAUUGAUGGGGAACGCAUCAAGAUCCAGUUAUGGGACACAGCAGGCCAAGAGCGAUUCAGAAAGAGCAUGGUGCAGCACUACUACAGAAACGUGCACGCGGUUGUCUUCGUGUAUGACAUGACCAACAUGGCCAGUUUUCACAGCCUGCCAUCUUGGAUAGAGGAGUGCAAACAGCAUUUGCUGGCCAGUGACAUUCCACGGAUUCUCGUUGGAAACAAAUGUGACUUGAGAAGUGCCAUUCAGGUCCCCACAGACUUGGCCCAAAAAUUUGCUGACACACACAGUAUGCCUUUGUUUGAAACGUCUGCUAAAAACCCCAAUGACAAUGAUCAUGUGGAAGCUAUAUUUAUGACUUUAGCUCAUAAGCUUAAGAGCCACAAACCAUUAAUGCUUAGUCAACCUCCUGAUAAUGGAGUUAUCCUGAAGCCUGAACCAAAGCCUGCCGUGACGUGCUGGUGCUAAAUGUCCAUCUUGAUUAUUCUGUCGAUUUUGAUUUGAGGAAGUGUGACACAGCAAUAGUUGUAACAUUAACUCUCAAAUGCAAUGGCUGCUCCUGAUAUGUUAGUAUUUCCCAUUGUCACGCUUUUGUAGUUUGUGUCGACUUCAUCAAGGUUGUCACUGUGACCACACAAGGAAAAGGUUGGCAUCAGGUGAGACUGAAAACCACGGGAUGAAUGAGAAUAUUUUUCCCUCUGGGAGUCCAGUGAGGGAAGCUUGGCAUGAGAGCGUGGUGGGAUUUUCUGAGUCAGUGACUUACAGGCUCUGUUCCUGAGACUGGGUGCAAAUGGGAUAUAUUCUCUUAGGACAGAAAGUGGGCUUGCCUCUUCCCUGAGCACCUGCCUUGUUGUGUUAAGGUGUUUGGGUGUGCUGUAUUGAUACGUUGUGGAGUCAAGACUUUGAGUCAGUGCGAGGAGAAGUAACAGAAUGUUUUCUGGGCCUCAGCCCAUAAAGAAUGACUUUUCUACUAGUUCUGGAAGCUUACUCUUUCUAAUUGAGAUUAGAUCUACAAAAAUUAUUUUUAAUAAGAACGAAUUGUUUUCUUACUAACUUCUAUUAAAAUAAACAAAUAUAAGCCAGAUCUUAAAGCAAGUGAAGUAAUAUAUAAUACGGUGCUCGAUAUUUUUAUUUUGAUGUCUUUAAAUAAAUCGGAAGCAUUGGAGGAAGUGUGAUUUGGAAGAGAAAUGAGGAUACGCCUGGUUCCUGGCCACCACAGGAGCCCUGUUCUUCAGUUGCAGUAAUUUCAGGCCGUGUGACUAGCAUGGUAUCUCCUUGGUUCCCCCUCCCAAAGCCAUGUAAUGACUAGCUGCUCAAUGAACAAGUUAGUUUUCCUUUGGAUUGUGAUAGCUCUGAGGGUAUGGCUCCUUACUAUGAGUCUACUUGUAUUUCUGUAAUAAUACUGUGUUAUUGAUUUUUUAAAAGUGUUUAAAUUUUGCCGUCACAAUGAGCUAUUCCUCUUGGGUAUGGGAAAUAAACGAGAUACUGAAAAUGACUGUGUGUGUUGCUCAGUAAUGGAAAGCAUAGUUCAAGUUUUUACCCUGUUUAC
Molecule: messenger RNA, 1985 nt
Organism: Ochotona princeps (American pika)
Lineage: Eukaryota; Metazoa; Chordata; Mammalia; Lagomorpha; Ochotonidae
Gene: RAB33B
Product: RAB33B, member RAS oncogene family
Exons: 2
Coding region: 227-904 (225 amino acids)
Biological process (GO): Rab protein signal transduction
Cellular component (GO): Golgi apparatus; endosome
Molecular function (GO): GTPase activity; GTP binding
Source: RefSeq, a predicted model, not a curated record